This is a messenger RNA of Juglans regia (Persian walnut), 1373 nucleotides long. RefSeq lists its product as uncharacterized. The transcript is spliced from 7 exons. The record is from RefSeq and is a predicted model, not a curated record. NCBI's taxonomy places the organism in Eukaryota, Viridiplantae, Streptophyta, Magnoliopsida, Fagales, Juglandaceae. The coding region runs from base 143 to 1111 and encodes 322 amino acids.
GCGGAUUAGCUUCUUAUUUUCCCAGGACCUGCCACUUUUCCGAGAAAAGGAAAGGAAAGAGAAGGAAGUCGUAAUACGUGUACUUGAUUAGCUUCUCAUUGUGCCAGAGCAUUUUGAGGAGCGAAACAGGAGUGGCAACAUCAUGUGGGUAGAGAUUUUCUGUGGCCUGAUCAUUUACAGAAUGUUUAGAGGCUUCUUCAGAGAUGACGAUGUUUUGGAUGUAGAAACCUCUGAUUCUAGGGCUCUCUUCUCAGUCGCGAAUAGACUUGAAAAGCUUUAUAGGGGAAAGGUUUAUGUGGGGCUUCGAAUUCCAGACGCCGAUACCGGUUCAAGACAGAAUAUCGAUAUGGUUCUCGUUACCAAAGGGGAGGCAGUGGUGAUAUCUGUCAUGAAUUUAUCAGGAUUUGUAUCAGUGAAUGCGGAUGGCAGCUGGCUUUGUGAAGGAGGCAGUAAACACAGAGCAGAGCGUCUUAUUGAUCCCGUGGUGGAGACUAAAAGAAGAGCUUCGAUUCUUGAAUCAUAUCUUGAACAGAGAGGAGUUGCUCUACCGGAGGGAUAUUUGUCUUGCAAAGUUGUACUACCUAAUCCAAAGCUCAGUAACAUCCAUUCUAGCUAUUUUCCCUCUGAAGUCAUUACCUAUGAUCAAUGGGUACAAUUGAAACCAGAACCAAAAAGUAUGUUUUCUGGUUGGAUGAAAGGUGCUUUUCGUGGUGGAAAGAAAGAGAUGCAAGAAUCUAUACAUCAAAAGCUUAAUUUCAUCCUUGGCACAGCUCCGAUGUGGGAUAGGUUGGAGCUUAAAGGCAAUAAAUAUGCCCUAGGGGAAUUUCUGGAAUUCAAGGGGAAGCGGGAAGAUAUUCAGGCUUUGAAAACUAUCAAAAGAUCAAAAGUCAGUCGCUUGGUGAUCCAAAAGACGAGCAUGUUUGGAUUAGCCCCCUCAACGCUCCAAGUUUUGUACUCUCCUCGAGACUAUCGGAGUGAAGGGGCUUCAGCUUCUGAGUGGAAGGAAGUUACUGUAAGAUCAAGUACUGAGGUUCUCUUUCAGCCAGAGAAUUCAACCAAAGUCCGCAAAUUCAAGGUCUCUUCAGUUGUCUCUCUGUGUCUGACUGCGUAGAGAAGCCUCUGCUUAUUACUGCUGGUCGGAAAAGCUGAGUUUACUAUGUUACACUCGAUUUCCUAUCUUUUUUGUCAAUUCUUGUUUUAUGUUAUGCGGGGUAUACUGUAUAUAUAAUGUUGUGGAGAUUGUAUUACGUACACGUAACACUUCCGUCCUAUCACAUUAUGCAAUAUCAUUGAAAAUCAAUGCUUUACAUAAGCAAUUUUAAUGCCAUGACAUUUUGUAAAAGGAUGAGAGUAACACGUCAUCCAUAAUCUGA